AUGGCAGCCGUCUCAGGGGAUCAAAGAGGCUCAAGACAACGACGCCAGCGACAUCACAAGGCACCAUGUAAGAGGAGCCAGAAGCUGGGGGACAAAAUCAUGGCGCUUCAGCAGCUCGUCUCCCCAUAUGGCAAGACCGAUACGGCAUCAGCGCUCCACGAGGCAGCUACCUGCAUCAAGCAUCUCCACGAGCAGAUCCAGGACACGGGGGAGGAAGAUGGCGGCGCGAUGGAUCUGCGCAGGCGAGGCCUGUGCGUGGCGCCGCUGUCCCCGGCCGUCGUGCAGCUCGUGUCUGCCGAGGCCGCGUGCCGCCACUGCGACGCGGCCUUCACGGAGGAUCACUGGCGCUGCCUCGGCACUCUGUAG
Messenger RNA from Miscanthus lutarioriparius, 366 nucleotides. The record is from the annotation of a GenBank genome assembly. NCBI's taxonomy places the organism in Eukaryota, Viridiplantae, Streptophyta, Magnoliopsida, Poales, Poaceae.